This is a messenger RNA of Lindgomyces ingoldianus, 1486 nucleotides long. Its product is annotated as NAD dependent epimerase/dehydratase family protein. Bases 336 to 1415 code for a protein of 359 amino acids. Gene Ontology annotation, molecular function: oxidoreductase activity, acting on the CH-OH group of donors, NAD or NADP as acceptor. Lineage: Eukaryota; Fungi; Ascomycota; Dothideomycetes; Pleosporales; Lindgomycetaceae. The transcript has a single exon. The record is from RefSeq and is a predicted model, not a curated record.
CUACAACUUGGCUAUCCGCGCUAGGAACACUUUCGUCCCUUAAGACCGUUUAGAGAAGGCUACCGUUAUUUCAGAUGCCUCUACAUCUGACCAUAGGUUAGCUCUCCGUGAAUGGCUGAUGUCAGGCUAACCGUGCUAUCCCUGCGUCGCUGCUCCUACGGACGGUUUUAUACGGAAUACAAUUCAGGAAUCAUUUGCGAGGUGUUAUGUGGUUCAUCUAUAAAUUUUUAUUCAAACCUAAAGCGAACCUCUGUUUUCUCUAUCAACAUUUACCACUCAUAACAAUAUCCUCUGAAACUUCAUUGUUCAGAUUUGGCUCUAAGAAAACAACCACGAUGCCUAUCGUUCCAGCAGGCGGUCUCGUCCUCGUUACUGGCGCCAACGGAUAUGUUGCUGGUGUAACUAUUCAGAAACUCCUCGAUGCUGGCUUUAAGGUCCGCGGUACGGUUCGCUCCAUCGAAAAGAAUAACUGGAUGCUCGACCACUAUGGGUCCAACUUUACCCUUGUCGAAGUGCCUGAAUUAAGCGCUGACGGUGCGCUUGAUGAGGCCGUAAAGGGCGUCGAUGGAAUCGCAAACGUUGCAUCUAGCGUGGCUUUCAACCCAGAUCCUGACGCUUUCAUCCCACCAGUUAUCAAGGGCGCCAUCAACGUUCUCGAGGCUGCGGCCAAAGAACCAAGCGUCAAAUCAGUCGUAUAUACGUCUUCGCAAGCAGCUUGUAUCCACCUCGAACCUGGAAAACCGUACUCUAUCACACCGGAAACCUACAAUGAAGGCUGCCUGAAUGCAGCAUGGACGUGGGAGGAUAAGGACGACAAGAGCAUGACUCGCAUGCUAGUCAACUACGAAUGCGCAAAGACGGCCUCUGAGAAGAAUAGCUUCGAGUGGGUAGAGAAGAACAAGCCGCACUUCACCUUCAACUCUGUUGUGCCGAAUGUCAACUUUGGCACCAUGGUGUCUUUAGAAAACACGGGUUUCCCUAGCUCCUCGAGCUUGCUCAAGAUGAUAUGGGAAGGAAACACCAUGCCAGCUUUCAUGAUUCCUCCUGAGUGGUACGUUGAUGUGGAGGAUACAGCGCUCUUGCAUAUUGCUGCCCUAACUCAGCCGGACGUCCAGAAUGAGAGGGUGCUAGCAUUUGGGGGGCGUUUCAAUUACAAUGAGAUCCUGGACUUGUUUCGCAAGUUAGUGCCAGAUCGGGCUUUCUUGAAGGAUAUCGAUGAACCGCCAUCCGACCAAGGAACCGUUGAUAACAGCCGUGGUACUGAACUACUCAAAAGACUGGGGAAGCCUGGUGGUUUUUCAACUCUUGAAGAAGCCAUCACGAAAUGGGUACCAUUCAUUCUGAAGUCUGAGAAUAUGGAUUUACCUGAGACAGCUGCAGACCGACUUCGAAAGUCGCUGGAGGAAAAGACGUAAAAGUGGCGAUGGCGACCUGGAGAAGCUCGAUGAUAUGCGGACAUCACGUGAUGCGUUUUGUGGGAAUGCGG